Rosa rugosa (rugosa rose) is the source of this 1488-nucleotide messenger RNA. Its product is annotated as zinc finger BED domain-containing protein RICESLEEPER 1-like. Gene Ontology annotation, molecular function: DNA binding. The transcript is spliced from 4 exons. Bases 1 to 1488 code for a protein of 495 amino acids. The record is from RefSeq and is a predicted model, not a curated record. Lineage: Eukaryota; Viridiplantae; Streptophyta; Magnoliopsida; Rosales; Rosaceae.
AUGGCCACUAAUGAUUCGAGGAUGGGGAACGAAGUUGUGCCAGCAUCUGAAGGAGAAGGAAAAGAAGAAAAGCAGCCUCCAACAUCACAGAAGAUGAAGAGAAAGCGGGUACAGAAGAAAAAAGUGAAGCCAUUGAAGCCAAGUUCAAGGAGUUGGGUCUGGGAACACUUCGAAAAAUUUGACAAGCUGAUUUACAAUACCGUUGAUGGAAAGCAGGUAAAAGUUGGCCAUGAAGUACGAGCUAAGUGUGUUUAUUGCUUUACUGAACUUGCUGGUGAUUCUAGUUUUAAUGGCACUAGUACACUUAGUCGUCACAUUGAGAAAGUAUGCAAGAAGUAUCCUCCUAGGAUGGAAUUAGACCAACAUGUUUUAACUAGUGAUCAAACAAAAAAUGCAUCUUUAGCUAUGAGGAAAUGGUGUCCUGAUGCUUGUAUAACAGCUUGUUGUAAGAUGAUUGUUAUGGAUGAGCUUCCAUUUUCUCAAGUUGAGAAAGCUGGAUUUAAGCAUUUUUGUUCAGUGGUUGUGCCUCAGUGGACAAUUCCUUGUAGGAAAGUAAUUGUCAAUAGGUUUUUUGAAAUGUAUGAAGCACAAAAAGAAAAACUAAGUGGCUGGAGAAUGCACAAAAGAAUUCUAAACUUUUGUGUCAUUGCCAACCACCAAGGCACAAGCAUAGGAAAACUUUUAGAAGCAUGUUUGGUUCAGUGGAAGAUUGAUAAGGUUUUGACUGUGAGUGUGGAUAAUGCAUCGGCGAAUAAGGUGGCGAUAGAUUAUUUGAGGAAGAAGAUGGGUUUGACCAUUUUAGAUAGGUCGGUGGCUGCAAUAAGAAAUGCUGUGAAGUAUGGCGGAGUUCUCCGUCGAGCCCUAGAGUUAAGGAAGGGUUUUGAGAUGAUGGCAGAAGAAGAGGAGCAAAAAUUCUAUAGUUAUUUCGAUGAGGAUGAUGAUAUUGUUGAGGACAAUGAAGAAGUUAGGGAAGAGGACAAGAACAAGAAGCGUAGGAAGAGGAUUGGGCCACCAAAUGACAGUGAUUGGGAGAGGGCAGCAGUAUUUGUGCAGUUUUUGAAGGUAUUCUACAAUGUAACCCUCAAGAUCAGCGCAACGACAAAGCCCACUGCUCAUAUGGCAUUUCAUCAGAUUGUGACUAUAGAGGGAGAGAUAGAUUCUCUGUUUGUAAGGCCUGAAAUGGCUGAGGGCAGCGAAGCAGAGAAAGUUUUGGUUAGUAUGGCAGUGAAAAUGAAGUCCAAAUUCAAGAAGUACUUUGGUGCCCUUGAAGAUUUAAAUCAGCUCCUUCUAGUGGCGUUAGUUUUGGACCCUCGAUACAAACUUAGAAACUUUGAACAUGUGUUAGUGAAGUAUCUAGAUUAUGAUACAUGCUCUAUGAAGGAGAAGAGCAGGAAGCUCAAGGAUCUUUUGGUGAGCUUGACAGAUUUGUAUGCAAGCUCCUCUACUUCCCAGAAAAAAAAAAAGCAACAAAGAACCUGUUCAAAGUAG